UAGUCAUGUCGGAUUAGGUGGCUUUACCUUUUCCGUUUAUGAGAUAAAAAAACAAAACAUGUCUGUGUCUGAGGACAGCGUAUCGUGUCCGAUUGAAAACAGUGUCACUGUGCAUUUAGAAACAGUGCAAAACAGUACUAAUGUCCAUAGUUGUGAUGUUGAAGAAGAAACCCAGACUGACACAGAGCUCCUUAAAGGUAUGCUUACUGACACUUUCUGUCAGGUGUGUGAGGCGGUUUUGAUGUUUGAGUCUCAGAAAGUCUCUCACUAUGAGGGUAAAAAGCACGCUCAGCGGGUUCGAAUCUACCUGCAAAGCAAAAAAGCUGAAAGAAACAAGCAGAGCCAUGAGAGUGACGGCUCGCAGGUCACCUUUAACAGUGUUGGUGCCGAUCCUGAGAGGUUCUGCCAGCUGUGCAACAUGGUGUUUACCUCUCCUGUGGUCGCCAAAUCUCACUACAGGGGAAAAGUCCAUGCCAAGAACAUGAGGAAGUCUAGCGCCACGUCUUCAGUAGACGCCAGGGCCACAGUGAGUCCUUCUGUGACAGCCGUUGAGGACACAGCGGAGGCAGGCACGCAGGACGAUGUCGCUCAGGACAGGAAGGAAAGCACCACUUCUGCUGCCCAGGGGGUCGACCUGAGUGACCCAGACAAGUACUGCAAGUUGUGCACGGCUUCAUUUAACAACCCGACGAUGGCCGCCGAACACUACAGUGGUCGUAAGCACCAGCGCAACCUGGCCCGGCAGGCGCCGCAGAGUCAGCUGGAGGAGGAGAAUGAGCACGUAAACUCCCUCACGUGUCCACUCUGCCAUGUGACGCUCAGCUCCAUAGACGCAUAUCAGGCUCACAUGAAAGGCAAUAAACACCAAAUAAAAGAAAAGACGACGGAAGAAGAUGCAAGCAAAAAGAAAGUGUACGACUCGUUCCAGGACGAACUGGCCGACUACAUCCAGGCGCAGAGGGCUCGGGGACUGGAGCCCAAAACGGGGCAGGGAUCUGAGAUGCGGGGACAGAGGAAAGCAGAGCAUGAAGAAGACGAGAUCGCAGAGCGUUGUGACCAACCUCAGAUUCUCUCCCUCCAACCCCGUCUUCCAGCUCCUGCAUUCCGACCGCCGCCUUGGCGCCCGCCGGUUCAUCCUCACCCCAAUUCCGCCCCUUUCAGAGGGAGAUUCCCGGCGCCAAACCAGUGGGAUCAGGGUUACUCUCCCUACCCCCCUCCACUCAUCCCUGGGCUGACAGGAAGAGCUUUACGUAGAGGGAGGAGCCCUGAAUCUUUUAGCUCCUCGUUCUCCGACUCGUCGUCUUCGUAUAGCAGCAGCAGCAGCGAGGACAGCAAAGACAAAAGGAAACGGAGGAAAAGGAGACGAGUAGGAAUAAAAAGAAGAGGAGAAGAAAGCGACGAUUCAGAAGAGGAUGCGCAAAAAAAGAGGAAAGAGAGGAGAAGGAGAGACGAUGGCAGCACGAAGAAACCAAAAAGACGGAGAGAAAGCUCCGAUGAAGAGCAUGGAAAGAGACGGAAAGAAAAGAAGCAAAAAGGAAAGGAUGGCAAGAAAAGACGGAAAGGGGAGGACAAUGGAGAGUGGAACAGAGUGCCUCAGGUAGCGAUGACGAAAGGUGAGGGAGAAGGAGAAGUACAAAGCGAAGGAAUUAAAGAGGAGAAGUCGAAGCACAAGAAAGAGAAGAAAGUGAAGGGCAGAGAGGACAACAGGACAGAGGAAGAAAAGCUCUGGGAUGAAACUAUCCUGGGGGUAUUUUGCUAGACAGUUAUUAUGACAUUAAAGUGACAUAUUUAUCCUCAUUCACUUUUUCUACACCACAGACUUCUACAGUACCUAACACGCCGAACAGCUUCCUGCCUUUUUCAGCCUUUUAAUAGUGUAUUGGAUCAGGGUUAUGCGAUGGAACUCCAUUAAUCUGCUGCUAAUUUAUUAUUUUUUUGCACAACAGGGUUAAUCCAGGCAUGAUGAAAUUUUAGACCGUGCAAUGUGUCUCUUCAAAACACUAGGAUGAAAUAAAUAUCAUGUACUCUU
Messenger RNA from Clarias gariepinus (North African catfish), 2029 nucleotides. RefSeq names its product zinc finger matrin-type 1 (gene zmat1). The record is from RefSeq and is a predicted model, not a curated record. The transcript has 7 exons. Gene Ontology annotation, molecular function: nucleic acid binding; zinc ion binding. Gene Ontology annotation, cellular component: nucleus. NCBI's taxonomy places the organism in Eukaryota, Metazoa, Chordata, Actinopteri, Siluriformes, Clariidae. Bases 59 to 1759 code for a protein of 566 amino acids.